Molecule: messenger RNA, 1200 nt
Organism: Aspergillus glaucus CBS 516.65
Lineage: Eukaryota; Fungi; Ascomycota; Eurotiomycetes; Eurotiales; Aspergillaceae
Product: 6-phosphogluconolactonase
Exons: 1
Coding region: 332-1132 (266 amino acids)
Biological process (GO): pentose-phosphate shunt; carbohydrate metabolic process
Molecular function (GO): 6-phosphogluconolactonase activity
Source: RefSeq, a predicted model, not a curated record
AUGAAUGGCAACGACGUCAUGGGCGAGUAACCACUUCACAUCAUAUACAAAGGCGAUUCUCCAGCACAGCAGAAUACACAGAAUUGCUCUACCGUUCUUAUCAAUUUGCCUCAUACUUGAGUAUAAGGAAUAUUCCCCUAUAACAGAACGGCCGUCUGAAUAUUAGUGUCGUGAUCGAAUCCGUCCUGCCCCGCCGACCCCGCCAAAACAGGUUGACCGAUUCGACAUCACUCCGGAACACUCCAUUCCUCUUCUCUUCCUCUUCUUUUUCUCUUCUCCCUUCAAAUUACCUAUCUAUCACAUAUAGCACUAGAUCAUUAUAUCCCUCACCAUGACUACCUCCUCUCCCGUCCUCUACAGCUUCCCCAACACCGACACUGUGGCCAAGCAAUUGCGGCCCUAUGUGCUCCGGGCUCAGAAUUCCGCUAUCAACCGUCACAACACCUUUCGCCUUGCCGUCUCCGGUGGCUCUCUGCCAGCCAUCCUAGCUGAAGCCCUCCUGGCCCCCAGCAAUGGCUCCCCUGAAGACACCCCGCAGUUCUCCAAGUGGGAGAUCUUCUUCGCCGACGAGCGCGCCGUGCCCCUCGACCACCCAGACAGCAACUACCGUCUCCUGAAGGACGAGCUUGUCAGCAAGAUUCCCUCGGAAUUGGGUACCCCCAACAUCCACCCCAUCAAUGAGAAACACGUCGGCGACGACGACCCGCAGGAACUGGCCGACCUGUACCAGGAGGAUCUGAUGCGCUCUUUUGCCGCCAAGGACAGCGUCAAGUUGCCCGUUUUCGACCUCAUCCUCCUGGGCUGCGGUCCUGACGGUCACACCUGCAGUUUGUUCCCUGGUCACGAGCUGCUGCGCGAGAAGGACGCCUGGGUGGCAGCUGAGACCAACUCGCCCAAGCCCCCGCCGAAGCGCAUUACCUUGACCCUUCCUGUCGUCACUCAUGCGCUCAACGUUGCCUUUGUUGCUACCGGUGGUGGAAAGAAGGAUAUUCUGAAGCAGAUCUUUGAUACUGAAGAGGGUCGUAGCCUGCCUUCGGCUCUGGUUAACCAGGGUGCUGGUGAGAAGGUCAGCUGGUUCACUGACCAUCCUGCUGUGGAGGGUGUUGCAUUCCCGCGGCGCGGGAGCCUCUAAGCUUUGAAUGAUAAAAUGGAGCCCAUGUAUCUAGUAUAAGUUAUGAUUUAAAAGAGCAAAUGAAGCUU